AUGAUGAAGGCGUGGGCGGUCACCAAGUACGGCGAUGCCUCGGCGCUCUUGACAGCGAUGGACGUGGAGAAGCCGCAGCCAGGGGCCGGGGAGGUCCUGGUCAAGAACAUGGCCAUCGCAACCAACCCCAUCGAUUACAAGGUGAUCGCCGGCGCCCUGGCACCAGGCGAGGAGGCGCCCCCCCAGCGCCUCAUCGUUGGCUGGGACAGUGCGGGGGUGGUCGAGGCUGUCGGGGAGGGAGUGACAGACUUCCAGGCCGGUGACAAGGUCUGGUUCGCAAGUGACACCACCAAGGACGGAUGCCCCUGGGGGCUCUCAGAUAAUUCGCUGCGUCAAGGAGCGCUCUUGCGAGCCUUCUCUUAA
Molecule: messenger RNA, 363 nt
Organism: Prorocentrum cordatum
Lineage: Eukaryota; Dinophyceae; Prorocentrales; Prorocentraceae
Source: the annotation of a GenBank genome assembly